UUGUGAUCCCAAAGAGCCCUUUACCUGCCUCCGAAGUAAACUCGGAGAAACCUAACAUUCACAGUAGCACAAAGACUGGUUUGGGGCAGCAACAAGGGCAAAGGCGUCGCAAAACAGGGAAGAAGCGUGGUCGAACGACCAAAGCACUAAUCCACCACCCCAUGCCUGCACCCUCCAAGUCAGUGGAGCCUUUGAAAUUCCCCAGAAAGAGAGGCCCCAAGCCUGGCAGUAAGAGGAAACCUAGGACAUUGCUGAAUCCAGCACCCACCUCUCCAACAACCAGUACCCCAGAGCCAGACACAAGCACUGUGCCCCAGGACGCUGCUACAAUCCCCAGCUCUGCCAUGCAGGCUCCCACAGUUUGCAUUUACUUGAACAAGAAUGGCAGCACUGGGCCCCACCUAGACAAGAAGAAGAUUCAGCAGCUGCCAGACCAUUUUGGACCAGCUCGAGCUUCUGUUGUUCUGCAGCAAGCAGUCCAGGCCUGCAUUGAUUGUGCUUACCAUCAGAAAACAGUCUUCUCCUUCUUAAAACAAGGCCACGGGGGAGAGGUCAUCUCAGCUGUGUUCGAUCGGGAACAGCACACUCUGAACCUGCCAGCAGUAAACAGUAUCACCUACGUCCUUCGCUUCCUGGAGAAGCUGUGCCACAAUCUGCGCAGUGACAACCUCUUUGGGAACCAACCCUUCAGCCACCACAGCCCCAUGCAGCGCUCACACCAGUACGACCACGACAGGUAUCUACCAGACAGCAGCAGCUCGUUAGAAGGCUCUCUGCAGGGACCAGGCCGGGGCACAAAGCGCUGUGCCCACGCAGCCCCUCCAUACACUGCUCCUCUCUCCCCCAAGUUACCAAAGAGUGACCGUCACCCCCUGGAAG
Molecule: messenger RNA, 879 nt
Organism: Acanthisitta chloris (rifleman)
Lineage: Eukaryota; Metazoa; Chordata; Aves; Passeriformes; Acanthisittidae
Product: polycomb protein SCMH1-like
Exons: 5
Source: RefSeq, a predicted model, not a curated record